Macadamia integrifolia is the source of this 2169-nucleotide messenger RNA. RefSeq names its product putative disease resistance RPP13-like protein 1. Gene Ontology annotation, biological process: defense response to other organism. Bases 1 to 2169 code for a protein of 722 amino acids. The transcript has 5 exons. The record is from RefSeq and is a predicted model, not a curated record. NCBI's taxonomy places the organism in Eukaryota, Viridiplantae, Streptophyta, Magnoliopsida, Proteales, Proteaceae. Gene Ontology annotation, molecular function: ADP binding.
AUGCAUAGGGUGAAGGGAUUUUGGAUCAGUUUGGUGUGUGCAAGUGAGCUAAGUGCACUCUCUGGUGUUCUUGGGAAAAUUCAAGAAUUGCUCAAAUUUGCAGAGCAAGCUCAAGCAAAGAAUAUGUUGGUGAAACGCUGGCUUAGGUAUCUCAGAGAUGUUGGUUACCGAGCUGAGGACAUAUUGGAUGAGUUCAUCUAUGAAGCUCGUAAGGAAAAAGAUAAAAGAUAUGGAGGAAGAAAGGUACCUUUUUUUCAUUCUAACAUAAAUGAAAAUGGGAUUUUACGUAAAAAUGAAAUCGUACCUCUUAUAAAUGAUGAACUCAUAAAAGAAUUGGUGGAGAUUGAGAAGAAACUUGAAGAUCAUUAUCUCAGAGAGUUAGGAAAUUGGAAAUCACAUCGUGUUACUGAUGAAAUAGAUACUAGGCUAAAGAGUAGUUCUCUAGUUGAUGAGUCUUUUACUUUGGGGAGAAAGGAAGAUGAAGAAGUAAUAAAAAAUAAGUUGUUGUAUCUGGAUGAAAAUCAAAAACAGGUUUCAUUUAUUGCCAUUGUUGGAUUGGGGGGUGUAGGCAAGACAACUCUAGCUCAGCUUAUCUAUAAUGAUCCUGAUGUAGAGAAACAUUUUGAAAGAAGAGCUUGGGUUUGUGUGUCUACUGAUUUUAAUCUUGUGAGAUUGACCUCUGCAAUUCUAGAGUCAUUGACUGGGAAAAAUCCUGACUUGAGCAACGUAGAACCACUUCAACGUAAGUUGAGAGAGGAAUUAAGGGGGAAUCGAUUAUUAAUCGUCUUAGAUGAUGUUUGGACUGAAAAGGAUAACGAUUGGAAAGCUCUGAGAGUUGCAUUCAUGGCCGCAGGGGAAGGUGGUAAAAUAAUUGUAACAACUCGAAGUAGAAGAGUUUCUUCAAUGAUGCACCCCAUCCUGGAAGCAGUGGGUAGGAACAUUGCAAGGAAGUGCAAAGGAUUGCCCUUGGCAGCAAGUACAGUUGCAGGCAUUCUAAGCUCUGGCUCAGAUUUAAACCAUUGGGAAGAAGUCUUGAAUAGUUCCUUGUGGGACUUGGAAGAGAGCAAUUUGCCAGCUGCACUAAGUCUAAGCUAUUAUUUUCUUCCUACAAAUUUGAAGCAGUGUUUUUCUUAUUGCUCUGUAUUUCCUAAAGACUUUAAAUUCGAUAAGCAACGUCUGAUCCAACUGUGGAUCGCAGAAGGAUUUAUUAGAUGGAACACGACAAGAAUGAAAGACAAAGGUGGCCAACAGUUUGAUGAUUUGCUGCAUAGCAUUCGACGAUUACCUGAUUCAUUGUGUGAUCUUCACAAUCUACAGUCACUGAUACUCUGUCAUUCCGGUAUAAGUGAGUUGCCUAGAGGCAUGAAGUAUCUACGCAAUCUCCAGCAUUUAGACAUUUAUGGCUGCAGGUACUUAUGUUCCCUGCCACAAGAAAUUGGGAGAUUAAAUAGUCUCAAGACAUUGUCAAAGUUUCCCAUCUCAAAAGAUGAUGAUGGUUGUGGGAUAAGAGAGCUGAAGGAGCUGAGGCAGCUUGCGGGUGUGCUUUCGAUCUGCUCGCUAGAGAAUGUGAUUCAUCCUUUGGAAGCUCGGGAGGCUGAUAUGAUUAAUAAGCCGAAAAUUGAUGACUUCACAUUGUCGUGCUUUCUACGCGGUGGCGAUAGUGAUAUAGAAGAGGUUUUUGAAAGUUUGCGACCUCACACCGAGUUGAAGAGUCUACAUAUGAAUAGUUAUUAUGGUUUAACAUUUCCAAGAUGGUUGAUGAUAGAAUUGCCAAGCUACAAGCAGCUAGUCUCUCUGACACUCACCUUGUGCUGGAAAUGCCGAGUCCUCCCACCGAUUGGGGAGCUAUCCCUAUUGGAAUCUCUAUGCAUAGACAAAAUGUUUGAGUUGGAGAAGUGGUCUAGCAGCUCUAGAGGGGCGGAAACUGAAUUCCCUAGCCUCCUAAGGCUAAACAUUGAAAGCUGUUCUGCACUGAGGGUGCUACCACAACCACUUCUAUCAAGUCCGAGACUAUGUGAAUUAAGUAUCAAGAAAUGUCCAAGGCUCAGGAUGUUGCGUCAUGAUGGAGAAAGCAAACUCACCCCUCUCAAAAAUCUCCAUCUUGGGGAGGGGAUGGAAGGGCUGGUACAGUCUCUGGAUGAGACUCAAGACUUUACCUCCAAAUCUUAA